AUGCGGAGACAGAAGGAGGAGUCGUUUGUUAUGUUCGCUCAUCGACUGCACAACACGCUUCAGUUUUACUUCCAAAGUCGUGAAGUCGAUUCAUUUCAAGGUGUGGUAAAUUUGAUUUGCGCCGACCGCCUGAAGGAACUUCUUCCGAAAAACGUGUUAGAAUUCGUGUUAACCCAAGAAAUGGACGACUGGAUGGGUUAUGAGGUUUUAGCAAAAACAGUCGACCGACACGAGAUGAAUAUGAAUAUGAAGAUGUCCAGCCAACCAACGACAUCAAAGCGACCACCUCCCGUUUUUUAUAAAAACGUGUCCAAUGAUGCCAGAAAAGAGGACCGGUGCUACAGAUGUAAUAUGUCAGGGCAUAUCGCAAGGUUUUGUAACCGAAAACCGACAUCGACCGCGACGCCAAAACGUAUUCUCAAAUGUGAGGUUACUUCAAAACCGAAAUGGCUACACGUCAUAACGAAUGAGAGUCAACAAAGGGAAAGUGCCAAGGGUCAUACAGGCGGACAAGCUCUGAUUGAUAGCGGAGCGGAGGUUUGUUGCAUUAGUGAAGAAUUGUGUGAAAGUUUGAACCUGCCAUUGGGAGGUAAGUUAAUGGUAAGAGGUUUGGAACCAGAGGGUAAGGAGGUAGAUGGUAUAUCGAUAAAUCUGAAACCGAUACCAAGUGACGAAAGGUGUAGGGUUAUGGCUCCUGCGGUGAAGGUGUGGUGUGCAGUGAUACCAAGUUUGGUAGAAGGUUUAUUGAUAACUCCAGGGGUGGUAGAGUUAUUAAACGAAGUCAAGCACUACGAGGUUCCCAGUCCUGUGAACGAUGAUGAUGAGCAGAGGGUGGGGGAGGCAAUGUCUGACUGUGAUGUGGAAGAGUGGUCUAAUCAGGAUGGGGAUGAGAUAACUGAUGAGGUUGGUAGAGGAGAAGGGUUGACAGGUACCGACAAUGGGAUAGAUGAAGAAGGUCAUGACGAGGCGAUAAAUGUUGACGCGAAUGAGGUAAUGGUAAGGAAAGAUGACGAUGCAUCAGAUGAGGUAGAGGUGCCAGAUGAUCCGAGUCGUCGUAGUCGAUGUGACACUGUUGAGGAGUCGGGGGAUAUAGAGGGAUCAGCGGAGGUUGCGGGAGAGGUCUUUAAUGAUGGGAUAAACGGUGUGGCUGACAAAUUAACGAUGAUUAAAGAACAAACGAAUUGA
Messenger RNA from Helobdella robusta, 1185 nucleotides. RefSeq lists its product as hypothetical. The record is from RefSeq and is a predicted model, not a curated record. The coding region runs from base 1 to 1185 and encodes 394 amino acids. NCBI's taxonomy places the organism in Eukaryota, Metazoa, Annelida, Clitellata, Rhynchobdellida, Glossiphoniidae. The transcript is spliced from 2 exons. Gene Ontology annotation, molecular function: zinc ion binding; nucleic acid binding.